GUCAACUCGUGCCAACAGCCUCGGCGUCUCCUCCCCAGCGCACCCUCAUUACACGGUCUGUCUGACCUCAUCUGUGCAUCUGCUCGCAGACGCUCCUGACAAGCCGGCAAUUGCUCCUUUUUCUCCCCGGCUGAAAAGAACGGAUUCCACCCCGCUUCUGCUCGGUCGCCCCCACCCCGCUCCCCAAGGAGGCUCCUGGCUUUAUGCUAGUUUGGGACUUCCUUCCCAGGCAGCCCGUCCUUGAUUCCUAGAAUGGAAGAAGCUGAGCUGGUGAAGGAACGACUCCAGGCCAUCACAGAUAAACGAAAAAUCCAGGAAGAAAUCUCUCAGAAGCGCCUGAGAAUAGAGGAAGAAAAACUAAAGCACCAGCACUUGAAGAGUCAGUCCCCUGGCACUUUGCCAGGCCCUGGGCUUGAGAAAGAGAUCCAAGGUCUUGAGAAAGCUGAACUGCAAAUCUCAACCAAUGAGGAAACAAUUUUAAAGAGAUUAAAAUCAGUUGAGAGGACAACAGAAGACAUCAUAAGGUCUGUGAAGCUAGAAAAGGAAGAAGCACCAGAAGAAUCAAUUGAAGACAUCUAUGCCAAUAUCCCUGACCUUCCAAAAUCCUACAUCCCUUCCAGGUUAAGGAAGGAACUAAAUGAAGGAGUAGAAGAUGAUGAACAAAGCAGAAAAGCUUUGUAUGCCAUGGAGAUCAAAGUCGAAAAGGACUUGAAGACCGGAGAAAGCACGGUUCUGUCUUCCAUCCCUGUCCCAUCCGAGGCCUUCAGAGGCGCGGGGAUCAAAGUGUACGACGACGGGCAGAAGUCCGUGUACGCAGUGAGCUCCAAUCACAGCGCAACCCACAACGGUACCGAUGACCUGGCCCCCGUGGAGGUCGAGGAUCUGUUAAGACAAGCCUCAGAGAGAAACUCCCAAUCCCCAACAGAGCUCCACGAGCCUGUGUAUGCUAACCCAUUUGGCAGGCCUGCCACCCCCCAGCGAGAAAAGGUGAACGCUGGGCCAAGUUUUCAAGAAAGGAUGAAGAUUAAGCUGAAUGGGCUGGGCAGUCAUGUAAACAAUGUGGACAACGGGCUUGCGGAGGAAAAGGGCAAUGGCCUCGGUCGUAGCAGCCCCAUCUCUCCAACACCUCAUCCUCGAUCCAAAAGCCAGCCAGAGGAGAAGAGAACCCACACCCCGCCAAAGAGGCUGGUGACCCCGCGAGCAGAAGCAAACACAAGACAGGACACAGACGCCUCCUCUCCAAAGGCGAGCGUGAGCCCCAGUGAACCGAGACUUGAGAAGGCAGUGCCCCAGGCUUCUUCACCCACUUGCCGGGAGGAGGAGGAGGAAGACGUGAGAUAUAGUAUCGUUCAUUCCCUGCCCCCCGACCUGGGGGAUGCGGAACCGGUCACAAUGCUUUUCAUGGGUUAUCAGCAGGCAGAAGACAAUGAGGAGGGAAAGAAGCUUCUGACAGGGUACGAUGGGAUCAUCCAUGCUGAGCUGGUGGUGAUCGAUGAGGAGGAGGAGGGGGAAGGAGAAGCUGAGAAACCAUCCUACCAUCCCAUUGGCCCUAACAGUCAGGUCUACCAGCCCGCCAAACCAAAACCACUUCCCCGAAAGAAACCAGAAGUCAGUCCCCAUGAAAAUACAAACCAUAAAUCUCCCCACAAAAAUUCCAUAUCCCUCAAAGAACAAGAAGAAAGCUUAGGCAACCCUGCCCAUCAUUCUCAGCUUGACGUUCAGAUGGCUGGAGAUGGGACUGAAGACCCAUCCUUAACAGCUUUAAGGAUGAGAAUGGCAAAGCUGGGGAAAAGGGUGAUCUGAAAAGAAUACCAUCUAAGUAAACCGCUAUUGGAGAAGAAAUUCAACUUGCAAAUUUCUCUUCUGGUUUUUUUUUGUUUCUUUUUCCUGAAAUCCAAAAACUUGUGGUAUAUAUUUAGUCAUGUGAAUAAGCAGUAGUUACUAUCUGUGAGAACUUCUAAAAACGCUGGGGAUAGCAAAUGCUUUACAUUUUCCAGUUACUUGAUAUGAUUCAGU
Echinops telfairi (small Madagascar hedgehog) is the source of this 2016-nucleotide messenger RNA. It is a transcript of the gene PALMD, whose product is annotated as palmdelphin. Gene Ontology annotation, biological process: regulation of cell shape. The transcript has 8 exons. Gene Ontology annotation, cellular component: membrane; cytoplasm. The record is from RefSeq and is a predicted model, not a curated record. Lineage: Eukaryota; Metazoa; Chordata; Mammalia; Afrosoricida; Tenrecidae. Bases 253 to 1803 code for a protein of 516 amino acids.